AUGGCAUCAGUAAUGGCCUGGGGCGCUGGUGUCGCCGUCGCCGCAUUCCUCGGCCGAGCCGGUUUCGUCGCCCUUCGUCGCUCCCGCGGCGGCAUCGGCGCCAUGGGCAAAGCUUUUUACAAGGGCGGCUUCGAGCCCCGAAUGACCAAGAAGGAAGCCUCGCUCAUCCUAUCGCUAAAUGAGCGAUCCAUCUCCAAAGACAAAGUUCGCAAGGCGCACCGGACGCUCAUGCUCUUGAACCACCCCGAUCGAGGCGGCAGUCCGUACUUGGCGACAAAAGUCAAUGAGGCGAAAGAGCUACUGGAUAAAACUACAUGA
This is a messenger RNA of Trichoderma gamsii, 318 nucleotides long. RefSeq names its product mitochondrial import inner membrane translocase subunit TIM14. Gene Ontology annotation, cellular component: PAM complex, Tim23 associated import motor. Gene Ontology annotation, molecular function: ATPase activator activity. Bases 1 to 318 code for a protein of 105 amino acids. The record is from RefSeq and is a predicted model, not a curated record. Gene Ontology annotation, biological process: protein import into mitochondrial matrix. The transcript is spliced from 3 exons. NCBI's taxonomy places the organism in Eukaryota, Fungi, Ascomycota, Sordariomycetes, Hypocreales, Hypocreaceae.